AUGAACAAGGCAAUAGCCGCCGGAGUUCCGGCCAUCACAAAUGCCGGAGCAAAUCCCGGCGUUAGCAACUUGAUGGCCGCAACCCUUAUCCACGACGCACAAACCGAAAACCGAGGCCAACCCCAGAAGUUGAGGUACAACUAUUUCACUAGUGGCAGCGGGGGAACGGGUCCCGGGGUGCUGUCGACUACAUUCUAUCUUCUUGCAGAUGAGGCUGUGACGUACCAUCAAGGAGAGGAAAAGAAAUUGAAGGCGUACAGCGAUAAGCGUAGUGUUAGCUUCGGAGAAGGGAUUGGCGAAAGAGAUGUUUUUUUAUUGAAUGUGCCGGAAGUGGCUAGCGCACGUAGGGUAUUUGGAGUACCAACAAUCGAUGCACGGUUCGGGACAGCGCCUUUCUUUUGGAACUGGACACUUUUGGCCGUCAUUAAACUCUUGCCUGUUGAGAUUUUGAAGGACAGGCGCAUAGUUCAAUUCUUGUCGAAAUUUUCAUACCCAUUUAUUCGUGCGGUGGAUGUAAUAUCUGGGGAGAAAGCUGCAAUCAGAGUCGAUUUAGAGUGUUCGGAUGGAUAUAAUACUUCGGCAAUUUUCAGCCACCAAAGACUAGCCGAAGCUGCUGGGACUGCAACUGCUGCAUUUGCUCUAGCUGUUCUUGAGGGAAGCACAAAGCCUGGAGUUUGGUAUCCUGAAGAGCCAGAAGGAAUCGCAGUUGAGGCAAGGGAAAAGCUUCUUAGACGCGCCGCAGAGGGUGCCAUGGAGUUCCAAAUAACGAAGUCAUUUUGCAGAAGGAAAGAGAAGCAGGGGAUGAAACUGGGGUGGAUAAAUUGA
This is a messenger RNA of Striga hermonthica, 825 nucleotides long. The record is from the annotation of a GenBank genome assembly. NCBI's taxonomy places the organism in Eukaryota, Viridiplantae, Streptophyta, Magnoliopsida, Lamiales, Orobanchaceae.